Cladophialophora immunda is the source of this 3408-nucleotide messenger RNA. RefSeq lists its product as uncharacterized. Gene Ontology annotation, biological process: positive regulation of proteasomal ubiquitin-dependent protein catabolic process; protein polyubiquitination; ubiquitin-dependent protein catabolic process. Lineage: Eukaryota; Fungi; Ascomycota; Eurotiomycetes; Chaetothyriales; Herpotrichiellaceae. Gene Ontology annotation, molecular function: ubiquitin conjugating enzyme binding; ubiquitin protein ligase activity; zinc ion binding. The record is from RefSeq and is a predicted model, not a curated record. The transcript has a single exon. Bases 538 to 2445 code for a protein of 635 amino acids. Gene Ontology annotation, cellular component: ubiquitin ligase complex; cytoplasm.
CCGUGUACGGUUCGGACAGUUUGCUUUGCGACAUGGGAUGGUCGACUGGAUUCGAGGCGAAAUGAAGAACGCUGUAACUGGGCGCAUAUUGGGGAUGCAACGAGAUGGUUGCCUUCCGCCUGAUGAAGCGAAAGCUGCCAAGGGGAGCACAACAGCACAUCCAGUCGCUUCCCCGCCAAUCGACGUCAACCACCACACCACUUGCACGGCUACAGUGACAUGUCCAUCUACCUCUUGAUUCACCACCUUCUCUCAACUGCCAUCUGUACAUGUUUGACUGCCUCUAUAUCUCUGAUGCCGUUACAAUGACCUGUUCACUCUCCUUCUCUACUUACUGUUGACAGGUCUUCCCCCAAUACGUUGAUGCAACUGAUGCUGUCGACUUAGCUUGACAAGGCUGAAUACACUUGCACCCAACACACGUUGACCCGGCUCAAAGAAGGGCUCCCUGCCAUCCUCUGGGUGUCUUCGAACUAUCGUCUUCGUGUCUGUCUACUACCUGCGGAGUCUACCCUCUAGUCCUCCGGACGUCGGUAUAUGUUCGACUCCCCUCUCCUUCCUACGAUACCCCACGCGUCACAGAUUAUGGCAAACAAUGGAAGAAUACAAAAGACAGAGCAUCACACUGGUCAUAGCUCCGGUCAAUCUGGUACUGGAGCCGUCUCAGGCAACCACGUCUCCGCCAUACCCAAAGUCAUCUUGCGCAGAACGAGGCGGGCUAUUGGUCUCACUGAGCACCUCUCAGCUUUUCUCGCAUUCUGGCGCGGGGAUUCAGACACUUUAACUCUGUUCGACGUCGAAGUACUUGAACAGACGACAGAUUCAAGCCCCAAAAUGACAAGCCAACCACGUCAGGAGAACCCCGUGGACCUUGAUCCGCGUCCCACCACUAAUAAUUUGCAAGAUUCUAGGGUAGCUGUUGGAGAUGCGGCUCUCCUAAAGGGGUCUCCAGACAGGAAUCCGGAGCAUCACCAGGAGACGGUUAAGAAACGUGCAAUCCAUGCGCAUUCUCCACAGGCCAGACGAAGAUGCAAAUUGAGGCGCACUCAAUUUUCGGAGCCCGGAGAAGGCGAGGUCGUCGUUUGCCGAGCAUGCUUCGACCGAGUGAAGGUCCCCAUCUUUCUCGAUUGUGGUCAUUGCUAUUGCCGAACUUGUCUCAAUCAACUUGUCAGCGCUGGCACCGCCAACAGAAUCUCCUGGCCACCAAAAUGCUGCUAUGCUCAGCUGCCCAUGGACAUUGGCUCAAUCCAACAACAUCUUGAUGAGGCAGUCUGGUCCCGCUAUCUUAGCGUUCAUGAAGAAUACUCAGCCCCCAACCCGGUCUAUUGCUCUAACAAGUUCUGCAGUCGUUACAUUCCCUCGAGUCAGACUGGUAACAAGGAAAAGUUUCUCUUGUGCUCCAACUGCGGUGCCGAGACCUGUGUGGAAUGCAAACAAGGACGCGCUGACCAUGUCGGAGCUGAAGGCGACCCCUGCAAGAGCCUUGAAGACUUGAUGGACGUGAGGGAUCGCACACUCGCUAGAAGCAAGCAAUGGAAACAAUGCCCGAGCUGCAAGAAUCUGGUCGAGAGGAUCGACGGAUGCGACCAGAUCCAUUGCUCGUGCGGUGGGCGCUUUUGUUACAAAUGUGGAGCGAAUACGAGCUAUCCGGCCCAAUGCGGCUGUGUGCCUAACGUGCAUGAAAUCGAAGAGGUGAUUGCACGCCGUCGAUCAUCAAGGAGACUUCUGCGGAGCGUUGAUUCUGCUGGGCCAGAAGCGACUUCCUCGUCCAAUCCACUAGCUGGAGAGAAAGUUCCUCUCUGCAAACUGAACUCCGAGGUACCUCGUCCUGCUAGACACCGCGCUAGAGUUGCUUCGAAGGCAAUCUCUGGGAUUUCCACUUCAGAUCCAUAUAUGAAUACAUCAGGGCCACGGGAAACCACCCGACCACAACCUCCGAUAUAUUCUCCUUCUGCUGGGAUCCGACCUAGUGACAAUGAAGGGAACAAUACAGAGGCCAGAAACGAGCCAAUUACACCUCCCGAAUCAAUAUAUGGUGACUCCAUGUCGAUUUUGGGACGUUCAGGCACUGAAUCUAUCUCAAAUCCCGCUGAAAGAAAUGCCCCUCGGUCAGCGGCGCCUCCGAUGUCAUUUUCAUUUGAGCAACCGCCUUGGCUUUCUGCCUCUGGCCAAAACAUGAUCCCUAGAAUGCACCCUGGAAGCUCGAUGCCACUUUCAUUUGUUCCAUUUGAGCAACCACCUUGGCUUUCUGGCCCUGGCCAAAACACGUUCCCUGGAAUGCACCCUGGAACCAUGAUGCCAAAUUUAAUCUUCACGUCGCUUCCAGAAGCAUCUCAGACGUGGUUUACACCUACGCUACGCCACAGCAACCCAUCUCCGCUACCAGGAUACGAAUCAGCCACGAGUCGACAAAUAUAUGGCGAUCUAUCCCGGAGGCACGAAUGAAGGGUGGCCGCGGUGAAGGCUGGAUCGAGACACAGUCAGGUCGGAAGGUAAGCUCGAUGUCUUGAUCCAAAGGCCCUAGAGUACUUCGGGAGGAUGGAUGGUCGGACCAUGGGCAACACUUACUCCUGAGCUAUGUGGUUAAGAAAGUCAAAAGGCGAGCAAAAGACGCAAUAGGGAGCUGAUUUUCCACUUGUGUGUGUGUAUGUUGGGGAUAUUCACAACAAUAAUAAAAUUCGAGGAAGCAAGCGUGGUGUUGUACACCGUACUUGGACAUCAGUUGUUGUUUGGCGAUGAGAUACAAAUUGGUUUACUCAGGUCCGGGUUGGGUUCUUAAAGUUGACCUACGUGCCUGCGUACCUCGUACUUGUUGGCACUUGGAAGGUCUUGAGUCGAGACGGAUCUUUACUCAAUCUCACCGGGUUUUGGCACUAUUGCUCGCUUAUCACGCAAGUGGUGUGGCUAAUACGAAGAUCCUCAGAUCGGCCUCCCAACCUUGUCCUGGGUGGUCGGUCGCUCGGGGUGGGUACGUGGACUGGAGCAAGGCGCCGGCUGGAGUCUGAAUGGGAAUCAUGGGGGAAAGCCUGUUCACGUAACUCGGUUUCUAAUGAAUCAUGACGUCGACGACUUUUCUUUCCUGAGUGGUGAGAUGCAUACCAACUCUCGAGGCGAGUCACGGGUACGAAGUGGUGGUGUUGUGAAGCCAUGUAUGAUGAUGCAUGUGUUCUAGGAAUCUAGGCAGAUCGCAUCUCCAAAUACAUGGUAUCUAGGUAGAGUUGGUGGCGGCCGGAUUCAUGAUCGUGUGCAUUGUGACUACCUAGGAGCGAGAUACCAGACAACAUACAAGCCGAUCUGUGUGUCUCGUCGAUCCCUCGGUGCUUUUGCCUCGCAUCUGGUCUGACGUCUACUCACCAUUGGCGACCCUUGAUACGUACAUCCUCUGGACGCCCGAGGUGAUUUCACUCG